AUGGCUCCUCGUCCCAUCUUCUGCGCUACGCAUCCCCGAGCUGUUUCCACAGCCUUCGAGAGGGUCUUCAUGACCUGUCGUGAUACUCUGCGCUGUGUUCACGAGCCCUUUGGCGAUGCCUUCUACUUCGGCCCUGAGCGCAUGGGCAAACGCUUCGCCAAUGACGAAAAGGCCCGACAGGAGAGCGGCUACGCCAACACGACAUAUCGUGACGUUCUCAAUGACAUCGAAUCGGACGGGCAGAAUGAGGGAAAGCGCAUCUUCAUCAAGGACAUGGCUUACUAUUUCAUGGCGCCGGAUGGCGAGCCCACGAGCAUUGCACCCUCGCUCGGCGGCCGUCCCGAGCCCACCAACCCGACCAAUAUACCUCUGGAUAUUUUGCGCAAGUUCAACUUCACCUUUCUCAUCCGCCAUCCGAGCCGCUCCGUCCCCUCCUACUGGCGCUGCACGAUCCCGCCGUUGUCCGAGAUCCACGGCUUCGACCACUACAUGCCCAGUGAAGCUGGCUACGAGGAGCUCGUCCGGCUGUUCGACUACCUCAUCAGCGAGGGGAUCGUGGACAAGGACAAUCUGACCGUCCUGGACGCGGAUGACAUGCUGGACAACCCAGAGGAGAAGAUCAAGGAGUACUGCAAGCGCACAGAGAUUGAAUUUGACCCCAAAAUGCUCGAGUGGACCGAGGAGGAUGGCCAGGACGCUGCCAAGCACUUUGCCAAGUGGAAUGGUUUCCACGAUGAUGCCAUCCACAGCUCGUCCCUCAGGCCGCGGGCGCAUGCUCAGAAAGCGUCGACCGUCGAGUCGGAGAAUGCCGAGUGGACUGAGAAGUUCGGCGCCGACGCGGCCAAGGCCAUUCGCCGUACUGUCGACGCCAAUAUUCCCCAUUAUGAGUACUUGAAGCAGUUCAAGCUAUAA
This is a messenger RNA of Emericellopsis cladophorae, 912 nucleotides long. RefSeq lists its product as uncharacterized. The record is from RefSeq and is a predicted model, not a curated record. Lineage: Eukaryota; Fungi; Ascomycota; Sordariomycetes; Hypocreales; Bionectriaceae. The coding region runs from base 1 to 912 and encodes 303 amino acids. The transcript has 4 exons.